CUCCCUCGUGCGCAGGCGCGGAACCGUUGCCCGCCGAGCGGUUGCGGACCGAGCGGUCCAGAGCUCGCCUUGCCGAGGGGCUGAACUGUGCAGUCCCAGGUCCGGUCGCGCGGCUCGGCCCAGGCUGAGGCCUCGGCGUCCGCUUCCUGCGGACCGGUGGACAUGGAUCCCGUCGUCGUGGUCCACGGUGGCGGCGCCAGUAACAUCUCCAAGGACCGGAAAGAGCGAGUGCGGCAGGGGAUGGUCAGAGCCGCCACUGAGGGGUACAACAUCCUCAAGCAGGGAGGGACCGCCGUGGAUGCUGUGGAGGGAGCCGUGACCGUCCUGGAAGACGAUCCUGAGUUUAACGCAGGUCGUGGUUCUGUCUUGAACGUAAACGGUGAGGUGGAAAUGGAUGCCAGUAUCAUGGAUGGAAAGGAUCUGUCCACGGGCGCCGUGUCCGCAGUCCGCUGUAUAGCAAAUCCCAUUAAACUUGCACGGCUUGUUAUGGAGAAGACACCUCAUUGCUUUCUGACUGACCAAGGUGCAGCAAAAUUUGCAGCAUCUAUGGGAAUUCCAGAGAUUCCUGGAGAACAGCUGGUAACAGAGAGAAGCAAAAAGCACCUGGAAAAAGAGAAGCAGGAGAAAGGGGCUCAGAAAGCAGACUGCCAAAAAAAUUUGGGAACCGUGGGUGCCGUUGCCUUGGACUCCAAAGGAAACGUAGCUUAUGCAACUUCUACAGGCGGCAUCGUUAAUAAGAUGGUUGGCCGAGUUGGGGACACACCGUGUGUAGGAUCUGGAGGUUAUGCUGACAAUGACAUUGGAGCCAUUUCCACCACGGGGCACGGGGAAAGCAUCCUGAAGGUGAACCUGGCCAGGCUCACUCUCUUCUACGUGGAACAAGGAAAGACAUUAGAAGAAGCUGCUAACCUAUCACUGGGCUACAUGAAGUCAAGGCUCAAAGGUUUAGGUGGCCUCAUCCUGCUCAACAAAACAGGAGACUGGGUGGUCAAGUGGACCUCAGCUGCCAUGCCCUGGGCGGCCGCAAAGGACGGCAAGCUGCAUUCUGGGAUUAACCUUGAUGAAACCACAAUCGCGGACCUCCCCUGAGCCCCUGGAAGAUUGUAUUCUAGAGGCUAGCUUGGAGGUAAAGUGCAGUUUCCCGGUGUGGAGACGUAGCCUAAUCAAUUAGAUCUAGAGAUGGAAAAAUUACGCAGUCUGUCACUCAUUUUGUUGCCUCGAUCAAUAAGUAUCUGAAUGUUUGGUUGAGGGGCGGAUUUUUGAAGUGAUGAGAGAAACGCCCAUGUUAAAAUUAAAAUAAGACUAGCGAAGAUGACCAACUCUAGGGAACCUUUCUCCUACCCAGUCCUCAUCAGGUCUGCUUAGACGGACCCACCUCUGGGCAGGAAGUGCCUUUUGGAAUUGGGAGCCAGCAGGCAAAAGAAUGAAAAUCCUUCCUCUAGGGGAGGGUACACUGAUUUCCUCUGGAAAAGGUCCGACCUCUUACUUACUAAUGUAGACAUGCCUCCAAAGACUUUGAAAGCACAGUUUUUAGCCUAUAGCUCCCUGACCUGGAGAUAGAGGGUCAUGGUGGGGACUCCAUGAGGUUCCUUGGAAGUCUGAGGGUUUUCUUGGGUUCAUGUGAGCCAGCAUGGCUCAUCAGAGCCAGCCUCCACCUCUGGCCUCACCUAGUGAGUAACGGGGCUUGCACCCUCUCCAGCGAUGGGGAAUGGCUGACUGAGGCAGAGAUGGCCUGACCAUGUCCUAGGGAGUUCUCAUACUGCCUUCCCCCCCACGCCCCCUCCACUGAGUUAGGUGCUGGGCAGUGAGGUCAGCGUGGUAAAGAAAGCAGUCACCAUGGUGGAGAGUUUUCCUAAUCAUCUCUCGUUGCACUGGCAAUGGUAUUUCUGCUGUGACAUAGCUGCUCGAUUUUUGAGUCUGUCAGGGCUUACCUUCUUUCUGGAAAGAAAUUGCUUAACUUUAAAUUCCAUGUGCCACUAAUAAAAUGUAUUUUGAAAGAA
Messenger RNA from Tupaia belangeri chinensis (Chinese tree shrew), 2000 nucleotides. RefSeq names its product asparaginase and isoaspartyl peptidase 1 (gene ASRGL1). Gene Ontology annotation, molecular function: asparaginase activity. NCBI's taxonomy places the organism in Eukaryota, Metazoa, Chordata, Mammalia, Scandentia, Tupaiidae. The record is from RefSeq and is a predicted model, not a curated record. The coding region runs from base 163 to 1089 and encodes 308 amino acids. Gene Ontology annotation, cellular component: cytoplasm. The transcript is spliced from 7 exons.